Messenger RNA from Periophthalmus magnuspinnatus, 2493 nucleotides. RefSeq names its product leucine-rich repeat and immunoglobulin-like domain-containing nogo receptor-interacting protein 3. Bases 400 to 2268 code for a protein of 622 amino acids. The record is from RefSeq and is a predicted model, not a curated record. Gene Ontology annotation, molecular function: protein binding. The transcript has 4 exons. Lineage: Eukaryota; Metazoa; Chordata; Actinopteri; Gobiiformes; Gobiidae.
ACGGCUCCAGCAACAGCUCGCUCUUUCCCUCCCCUCCGACACGCACUCCGAGAUUCACGACGGGGAGAGAUGGAGGGCACCGUGACCCUCUGAGCAGCGCUGUGCGGGGGGAAAGGACAAUAUAGCCGCGUCUCUUUCCGUUGUGAAUGGAUGGACUCAAUUUUGGAGACGUCAAGAGAGAGGGGGAAAGAAAGGGGCAUGAGUGACAGGUUUGAUCCCAGGGAGUGAGACAGAUUGACGUGCGGAGGAGAGGCACGUGUGGACACCAACUUGUGGGUCACAAUUUUGUAAACUGAAACAGCUGGACAGAUGAGGAGGCUCCAGGGAGCGCGGUUUAAUUCUGGGUGGGUGGUGUACUGACCCUGCCUGGUACAGGCAAGGAGUCAGCAGCCCAGGGCCAUGAUUGGCUCCCCUGGCCCUGGUGGGUGUGCCUUAGUGCCAUGGCUGCGGGUGUGGCAUUGGGUGCUGGCAGUGUCGCUGGCAGCCACAGUGGCCCUGACUCUCCCUGGGAGCAGCCUGGCGUGCCCUCCUCGGUGUGAAUGUUCGGCUCAGCUCAGGUCAGUGUCGUGCCAGCGGAGACGUCUGACCAACAUUCCAGAGGGCAUACCCACGGAGACGCGACUCCUGGACCUCAGCAAGAACCGGCUUCGCUGGAUCCAGGCGGGCGAUCUCACCCCUUACCCCCGACUGGAAGAAGUCGACCUGAGUGAAAACCUUAUUGCCACACUGGAGCCUAACGCUUUUGCCACCCUGAUCAAUCUCAAAGUGCUCAAGCUCAGAGGAAACCAGCUUAAACUAGUGCCAAUGGGAGCCUUUGCCAAGCUGGGCAACCUAACCAGUCUUGAUCUGAGUGAGAACAAAAUGGUGAUUUUACUCGACUACACCUUUCAAGACCUUAAAAGUCUGAAACAUCUCGAAGUAGGAGACAAUGACUUAGUCUACAUUUCUCAUAAGGCCUUUGCUGGGUUGGUGGGGCUGGAGGAGCUCACAAUAGCACGCUGUAACUUGACCUCCAUUGCAGGCCAGACACUGUCCUACCUUCGCAGCCUGGUGACUCUCCGCCUUCAUCACCUCAGCAUCUCCUCCUUAGAGGACCAGAACUUCCGCAAACUGUCCAAUUUGCGCGGCCUGGAGAUUAAUCACUGGCCUUACCUCGAGUUUAUCUCUCCUCUGAGUUUCCAGGGCCUCGAUCUGCACUGGCUUUCCAUCACUCACACCAACAUCACAUCUGUCCCAUCUGCCUCUUUCAAAAAUCUGGUUCAUCUGACUCAUUUAAACCUGUCAUAUAACCCCAUCUCCACUCUGGAGUCCUGGGCUUUCAGAGACCUGCUGAGGCUGAAGGAGUUGAUCAUGGUGAACACUGGACUGACCACAGUGGAGCAUCAUGCCCUGGGCGGUCUGCGGCAGAUCCGAGUCCUAAACUUCUCCUCCAAUCACCUGCACACUCUGGAAGAGAGCUCCUUUCACUCAGUCAACAGCCUGGAGACUUUACGAGUGGAUGGGAACCCUCUGCUGUGCGACUGCCGUCUGUUGUGGAUCCUGCAACGACGCAAGACCCUCAACUUUGACGGCAGAGUGCCAGUGUGCACGGGGCCGGUGGAGGUGCAGGGCGUCAGCCUCAGCUCCUUCACCGACUCUGCUCUGUUUGACCACUUCACCUGUCAGAAGCCCAAGAUACGCAACCGCAAAAUGCAGCAGGUCAUUGCUCGUGAAGGGCAGCCAGUCAGUUUCCUCUGUCGGGCUGAAGGAGAACCACCACCUGCCAUUGUGUGGAUUUCCCCUCAGCGCAGACGAAUCACAUCCAACACUUCAGGCCGCAUCACUGUUCUCCCCAGUGGCACCCUGGAGAUCCGCUACGCCCAGCUCACGGACAGCGGCACAUACAUCUGCAUCGCCAGCAAUGCCGGGGGCAACGACACCUACUUCGCCACACUCACAGUCCGGGGCCAGCCGCUGGACGCUGCCUCAGCCUUUUUCCUCAAUCGUUCAAUGUACAGUGGAGAAUUCUUCAAUGAUACUAAUAUGAACAGCACCCGAGUGUUUCUCAAAUUCACCUUGGAUCUGACCACCAUCUUGGUCUCCACGGCAAUGGGCUGCAUCACUUUCCUGGGAGUUGUGCUUUUCUGCUUUCUGCUGCUGUUUGUUUGGAGCCGGGGCCGUGGCCAACGAAGGAAUAACUUCACGGUGGAGUACUCUUUCAGGAAAUCUGAGCCUGCCACCUCUGGCGCCUCAGGAGGGACCAGGAAGUUUAAUAUGAAAAUGAUAUGAAACAACGCAGCCAGGGGUCCUUCGGGGGAGGCAUGAGCACGUCCCAUAAACGUGUCUGACACACACAAACCCACACAGCCCACAACUUCAAAACAAGUCUGAAAUGUUGCAGUCAUGGCUCGGUUUAAUCAUUGGAUGUCACCAAAAAGGAGCCAUGACUCAAAUUGAUUUAAUUGUAAAGAAUGACCCUGAUCUUUCUGCCUUGCUGUGGUAGAUGCAGUUUGA